UUUUGACAUCUCGUUUUUUCAAAUGUCACCAAUUUGUUCAUUGUGGUCUUUCUUUCGCACUGUGUAGAUUUUUCUCUGAAAAUUUUAUAACUUCUACGAAAAUCACCUGUAAAUUUAUAUUUCGAUUAAACGGAGCGUUAAUUAUACACUAUAGUUUAAAUUAGAAAUAUGCUAUAAAACUUAAAUAGCUGCAAGUGUUAUUGAUUGUGUAUUGCAAGCAAGCAAAAGCUUCAAUUUCGGUGUGUAAAUUGUUAAAAUGUCUUGGGUGCAAAGUAAUGUACCACCGCCUACGCUGCCACAGCAGCAGUCGCAACACUCGUAUACACAACAGCAGAAACAUCUAAUUCCACCGGUAGCUCAGCAGCAACAGCCACCGCUAAAUUUACAACAACAGCAACAGUAUUUAGCAACACAAACGCAUGCACAAGCAAACACCGUUGCUGCAACUAAUGCUUACACGAAUUCGGCACCACCCCUUGCAUCCAAUUUGGCUUCCACCACUGGCGCUUAUAUGAGCAAACCGAUAAACGUUAACAAUAACAUACAUCAGUCGCAACAGCAUAACUCUAUGCGCUCACAAAUGCAUGCCAACGGCGGUACACACCAACAACCGCAGCAGCCUGGCCACUUUGGCAUACAACAGCAGCAGCAGCCAUCAGCCGCAGCGAACGCCUGGCAGCAACAGACUUACGCGCCACCAAACAAAAUAAUGCAAUCGAAUGCUGUUGCCGCGAACAAUAAUUGGCCGCAACAACAACAACAGCAACAGCAGCCACAACAAAAUGCCAACAAUUUAUAUCCACAGUCGCAGCAACAACAAACAACUGCACCGCAUAACAUCUGGCAACCACCAGAUCUGCCAAGUGCGAAUAACGUGCCAACACAGCAGCAGCAGCAACAAGCAUAUCCACAUCCAACCACAUACGACAAUUAUUUCACAGCAAACCAAAAUCAAACGACACAGCAGCAACCAACAACAGCACAGCCAGCUGCACAAACGCCACAAUAUCAACAGCAGCCGCAACAAGUAGCGCCUGACGCGGCCAACUAUUUUCACUAUCAGCAGCAGCAGCUGCCGCAAAUGCCACAGCAGCAGCCGGCACAACAACCAGCCGCCGCUGAGCUGUUCGAUAAUAGCAAUGCGAACAACAGAAGCGAUGGUUGGGGCGACUGGGACUGGAAUGAUAAUGGCAAUGUGGUGGGCGGUGAAGUCGAGCAAACGCCAGCUGGGCAGCAGGCGCCACCCUCUACGCAAAUGCCCAUACAUAAACCGCCGCACAACGCACUUGAACCACAAUCAACGAAUUACAACGUGCCGAAUGUAAUCGAGGAGAGUUUUGGUGCACACUCUAACGACAAUUGGAGCUGGAAUAUUGGCGAUGAUGUUAAUGCGAAUGUGCACAACACAGGCGUCGACAACGAAGCAACAACGCUAACACCACAAGUGCCAACUACAAAUAAUCGUCAAGCGACACAAGUGCCGCGACAAGUUGCGAGCAGCGUUCAAGUGCCUCAGCAGAAAGCCGCUGAAUAUGCAGUGACUGACGCGAAUGAUGUGAGGGCUGCCGCGGUAGCAGCAGCAAAUGUGGGCAAGUCCGCCACACUAACACUCUCCGAAGCGACCAAUGAAAACUACAACACCACGGCGCCAACCCCCGCGCCGCCACCUAGUGCUGCACCCCUACCCGCAGUUGGUGUUGCACCAACCAGCAUUCCAAACUCCGUUUAUGUGUCACAAGCAAAACCGGUUUCGCGACCUUCACGUCAAUAUGCUUCGCCACCUGGCGUUGCCAGCCCUACCAAUGAGCCAUUGGAAAACGCUUUAACACCGCCGCAGGCAUUCCAAAAUGAGGUAGGCGCAAUACAGUCCGAAGCUAUGCCGCCCGCAGCACCACCUGUCGGCGUCGCCACUAUCGGUCUACCACAGCACACUCCACCACCGCCUGCUUUGUCACCGCCAAGUAAUUUGCCGCCACCACCCGGCGCUACCGCCGCUGCGGGUAAUCCUUUCAAACGCGCAGUUGCGGCGCAGCAUCAUCGCGCUGUCAAUAUCGCAGCGCCACCUACAGCCACGCAGUCGAUUACAGCUGCCGCCGUAGCUAACGCCUUUGCUGUGCCACCGCCGCCUGCAGAUUUUGCCAAUCCACUACUCAAUCAUUUGGAACCAGAUAAUUCGGAAAUCUUACAUGAAAAUCAAGAAGUGUUGGGCACGACUUUACCAACACCGCCAACAUCGUUGUUGCUUCCUAACACACAAACUAUUACUUUGCCUGGUGCGUCAGCAGCAGCGGCACAGGCACAACUACCGCCGCCGCCUAAUGAUGAGCGCAAUCAGUACUUGCAGACGAGUCCACUUUCGGAGAAUCCCGAUGAGGAGUUAAAUUUGGAGGCCGAUAGUCUACCGCCGCCCGGUCUGUCGCGGCUCGUGUUAGGACAGCCUGAGCUGCUGGAAGCUACACAGCGCAUGGUAACCGGUACGGAGGAGCCGGCCAAUAUGCAUAUGGACGAACGGCACGCCGACGGUGAGGACACAUCUUUGGAGCAGUUGCCAGCAGUACCGCUGCUGAAUGCAUCGCAGCGUGCGCCCAAUUUGGCAGCAACUAAUACGCCAAACAACAAUGGCACCACCAUAGAUAUAACAACAGACCGCAAUUUGUACUUGGUACCUGGUGAGAGCAAUAUAAGCAACGAGCAACGCGUUGUUACCGGUGUCGAACGCUCGCCGGAAAGUAAUGCGCCGGCACCACCGCCACAAAUCGCUAGUGGUCAACGUGAGAUCGAGCUGGACGGCGAGAAUUUAGAGGACCAACAACAGGAGCAACAGCACCAGCAACAACAACAGUUGCAACAACCACCGCUACUCACGGUGAACAGUCGCGAUGAGCCGCCUUUAGAGGGCGCUGCCGCUAGCAACGAUCCUUCACCGCCAAUAGUUGAUGAGAGUCAGGACGUACAUCAUCAUCACCAUGUGCAACAUCACCAUCAUCAUCAUCAUUCGUCUAAAUCAAAGGAGCUAUCCAAUGCCUCGACGGGUAAUGAUGAAAGUGAUCCGUUGCCAGAGCAUCAUCAUCAUCGUCACACCGCACGUUACACUGGCGCUGGCAGCAACAAGUCGCGCAAACAUUCAACCAGCGAGUUGGAGCGCAAAGUGCCCGAUCGUCAACAGCGCCGCGAUAAACAACGUAGCUCCGCCGAUCGCUUUGAGAGCGAUGAUCUCGAGGGUUCUGAGCCCUACUCAAGUGACCGUGAGCGCGAACGCGAGCGUGACCGUCGCCGCGGCUACCGUGAGGGUAGUGUGCGCAGUGAUCGCGAACGUGAAGACCACGACUAUGUCAAGGAUAAAAGGCGUCGCGCUGGCGAACGUGCUGAUAAACGCGAUGAACGUGAUAAGUUACGCGAUAAGUAUUAUACACGUGAUAACGGCAAAUCGGAUACAUUGCGUCGCAGUGGUCGUCACAAUCGUCAAUAUGAGGACGAUGUGGAAGAUGUGAGCGGACGACGUAAAGAGCAAUCGCGUCGCAGCGGUGCGCGUCAUCACAAUGAUGAACGUGCCGGACGCAGCGACCGUAGCGAACGCGACUACGACGACUAUAAUCGUCGUCCACGUGGCGCGCCUAAACGCACCGACAAAAUCCAUGACGAUGGACGCGAUGGACGCCGCAGCAACUAUGUGGAUGAUGAGCGUCGUGAGCAGCGGCGCACACGUCGCGAUCGUGGCAGUGAUUACGAUACAAUUGAGCGUCGUCAUCGCGGCGCCGGUGGUGACAAAUCAAUGCGUGGCGAACGCACCGAUUUGCGCGAAUACGAAGAGUAUCGCAAGCAAAGCUCGCGCAAUGCACGUGAGAGUGAUUUGGAGAAAGAGCGCGCACGCUACGAUCCACGUCAUGCCGCCAUGUAUGGCUAUCCGUCAGGCGCGUAUGGUUACGAUCCCUACACUUCGUAUUACUAUGAGCAAAUGGCGCGCACCAAUCCUCAGGCAUACUCGGAGUGGUAUAAGAAAUAUUAUGGACAUGCAGUCGCUACAACCGCAUCAAGUUUGAGCGCACAUGCCGCUGCAGGUGGAGAUCACGCCAGCUUGAAUAGCAGCUCGUUGGCGGCUGCCACGGCCGAUGGGCGUGAGUCGGUGCACUCGGGACGCAGUUCGGUGCAAAACGAAAAUGAUCGGUAUACACAUGCAUACAUUUCACAAGCCAAUGAAUACCAUCGUCAUUUGCAACAGCGACAACUGCAUUCGCAACAACAACAACAACAGCAACAUCAUAUGAUUUAUAGUAAACAGCAUACAAAUAUGUCACUCAACUCUACAACGUUAGACGACGGUACGGGCCACAUGUAUGGAGCCGUUGGCGAGGCGUUACGCGCCGCGCGCUCCACAAGCAAUCUGUCGCAAAUUGGCAGCGGCAUUAGUGCCAUAACGGGCGGCGUCGUCGGUGGCGGUAGUUUAACAGCAUACUACGCUGGUGUUGGCGGUGUUGGCGCGGCCUAUUAUGCGCGUUCCGAUUACGCGGAGUCCAGAUCGGGUCAUUUGUCAUUACGCGAUGCCGAAGUCAUCGCCGAACCCGAUCCACAACGACUCACACCACGUAAAUUCGUUAAUGAGCACUCAAUCGUUUCGCUGUCGGCCGGCAUACUCGUUACCGUUAAACCGAAGUACACUUCACAUGGCGCCAUUAGUAAUAUUGUGAAGUUGCAGCGCUUAGGUGUCAACGAUGCAACGCGUCAACUCUUCCAGGCCUAUCCAGGUCCGUUGGUGCGUGGUCUCACACACAAGAAGACAAUUAUUGAAUUCUGCGAAGAGCAAAUACGUUUGGGUCCCAUGGAGACCACCAUCUACGCCAAGCAGCUGUUGUCCAAUAAUAUUGAGAAAUAUCGUGGCUCCUAUACGUUGAUGUGGAACCUGCUGAUUUUGUUGUUGCGUCAAAAUGGCAUGGUCGUUGGCACGGAUAUUGCCGAAUUACUUUUAAAAAAUCAACAACAAUUCCCCUAUCAAAUAGAGCACACCGACGGUGGCGACUCAUCAGCUUUGAGUGGGGAUGAGGAAGAUGAACAGCUGGCGCCAGCCACUGAUCCUGCUGUCGCCGUACAUAAUGAUAUCGAACGUGACUCGGGUAACGAAGCUGAAGCCGUCAAUAACACGUCCAAGCAAGCCGCCAAAUCAACUACAACCAUCAGCAAUACACCAGUGCUCACCGAUGAUGAGAUAACCGAAAAGUUCCGUAACUAUUUGCUGUAUGGCAAUGUGAAUGAGGCGCUCGACUGGGCCACCGAUAACAAUUUGUGGGGUCAUGCGCUCUUCCUAGCCUCCAAAGUGGAUCGUCGUUCACACGCCAAUGUCAUGAUGAAGUUCGCGAACAAGCUGUCGCUUAACGAUCCACUACAGACCCUAUACCAGCUGAUGAGCGGCCGUCAACCGUCUAGUGUGACUAGUGUGCAGGAUGAGAAAUGGGGUGAUUGGCGUCCACAUCUUUCGAUGAUACUUUCAAAUACGUCACAAAAGCCCGAAUUAGAUCGCAAAUCGAUUACAACGCUUGGUGAUUCGUUGCUCAAUCGUGGUGACUUAUUCGCGGCGCACUUCUGCUAUCUAAUGGCGCAAGUGGGUUUCGGGUGCUACCAAGAGAGUGCCACACAGGAGACCACCUUGCAACAGCAUUUGCCAAAACUUGUUUUGCUUGGCUCAUCGCAUUAUAAAUUCUUCAACGACUUCGCCGCCAACGAAGCCAUCAUGAUGACCGAGAUAUAUGAGUAUGCCUGCUCAUUGAAUGAUGAUAAAUUCUCGCUAGUCGAGUUUCAGCCUUAUAAAUAUUUGCUGGCCACACGCCUGCUAGAUUAUGGCUAUAAUUUACGUUGUCUAAUGUAUUUUGAACAAAUAGCUUUGCAUAUACAACGCGAUCCGAACAAAUACGAGCCAAGCUUCAUUAAUAAGAUCUACGAAUUCGCCGAUCGUCUUAAAUACUACGACCCAGUGUUGGAACGCUCCUUGGACGAUCAACAACCCCAUGCUGACGGUGGUUUGAAUAAUCAGUUACCGAACUUCGAGGAGCAAAAGUGGUUGCAAGACUUGCGCGCCCUUGCAGUGCAACAUAAGGACGAAUAUACUAGCUCUGCUACAGCAGUGCAUGGACAAAUUGCCGAUGCACAGAGUCAAAUCGAUCAACAAUUUGUCGAGAUAAACAAACAAUUUAAUGAGCUGAAUUUGCAAUAUCAAGUUCCCGGCAAUGCCGAACAGGCGCCUACCUUUUAUAAUCCAGACGCAAUGCAGCAGCAGCAACAACAACAAAACGAUAUUGCUGCUGAACAAUACAAUCAACAACAACAGCAACAAAUAGUAUUGUCUGGCGACUAUAAUAGUCAGCAACCGAGCGUAGUUCCACAAGCUCCAAACCACUCAGCUGCUGUUGUACAAGAUGCUAACGAUGCAUCAUAUGCAUAUUACAAACAGCAGCAACAGGAUAUGCAGCCAAUAGAUACACAGCAACGGCAACAACAACAACAGGAACCUCACUCAAUUCCGUACUAUGAUCCCACACAACAACAGCAACCUUAUCAAGGUUAUGGUGCAGAAGCUGUGGAUGCGCAACAUAAUGCUGCAACUUAUGAUUACUGGGCACAACAAAAUCAACAGCAACAGCAACCACAACAUGUCGGUUAUGGCGACGAGCACGCCACAAAUGAUGAUGAGCGCGUUGUUGGAAUAACAAAAAAAACAUUGAAAAAUGCAACAAAAAACGUCGAAGCCUACUUGAAUAACGAUGAUAUGCUGGCAUUGAAGCAAAUGCCACUUAAAGCAAAGUCACAAACAACUACAGCGUAUAAAACUGCUUUGGAGAGUAUACGAAAACUACAACAACAAGACAAACCAGUGGAAAUCACCGCUGCAGCAGCCAAAUUAUAUAAUAGUUAUGAUGGGCCACAAACGCGUGUCGCCAAAAAGUCAAAUACCAAUCACAACAACAACAACAAUGAGAAGCAACAACAACACGCAGCUAAUUUGACCACAUCGUUUCUCAGUGCGCCGCCAGAUAAUGCGCGGCCCACCAUAUCCUUGCCGAAAUCGAAAAUUUAUGAUUCGGGAGAUGAAAAGCAGCAGGCGCAACAAAAAUCUAACGAUGCCGGCAAUAAAUUGAGUGAGCAGAAGGGCGGUAAAAAUGAUGCUGGCAGGGAGACGCAGAAGAGCUCUCAGCAAGGCAAUCAAAACUCCGGCUGGUUCGGCGGCAUUUGGAACAAGCUUUCACUCAAGCCCAAAAAUCAAAUGAUAUUGCCUGAUGACAAGAAUCCCAGUAUCGUUUGGGAUCCGGAGAAGAAAAAAUGGGUAAAUACAGAUGGUGACGAAGCGGCCGAAGAAAGCUUCAAGCCGCCACCAAAGAUGAGCGAUAUAAUGGCACAAGCGCCACCAGCAAUGGGUGCGUUCAAUGUGCCACCUGCGUCUCAGCCGUAUUCACAACCACAACAACAGCAACUGCAACCUCAGCUACCACAGCAACAGCCCUCACCAUUGCUCGACACGCAACAAUAUGCUGCUCCCACACAAUCAGCAGCCCCUGCCGCCUCCCUAGCACCCGUCUCUGGCUACAGUGCACAUGCGGUGACCAGCGCCGAAGCGGCAGGUGCAACUAAAACACCCAGUUUGCAGUCAAAUAUGUUCAAAAUGCAACGCAAUCGAACCUUGAAGAAUUCCUACGUCGAUGUGUUCAAUCCCUCAGGUGCCCCUAUGAAGGCGGUGGAAAAUGUGCUGGCUCCGGCCUUGCCACCGGCUGCAGUGCCGCAAAGUGGCUUCUUUAUACCAGGUCCAGCGCCAGUUGCCGCUACGGGCGAUAAUAAUGAUGCUGGCGCAUAUCAGCAGCAGCAACAACAACAAAUGCCGCAACAAGAUGUGCCACAAUUCUACAAUCCAAAUCAAUUUAGCGGUGGUGCUUAUUAGAUAAGACAGUCAAACCUUCAUUCACAUACACAUGUACACAUACAAACUAAAUAACAGUGGGAAUAAAAUAGUCAUACUCUUAUACAGAUAAUUAAAUAGUUAAAUUUUAAUAAAAAAGUUAUUCAAUUGCAAAAAAAUAGUAAAAUCAAUAGUAUUAUACAAAAACAACAACAAAAUUAGAAAACGACAUAAAUCAAUAGGGAAAUGUAUAGACUGCUUGGCGUGAGGCACGUGCGAUCAGUCUGAAGCUGUGUGUGUAGCAGUAGCGUUGUAGUACAUUAGGCAAACGUAAUAAUGACGAAAAUGAAUUUCAAUAAAAAAAUUAUAAUAAAUGUAUGUGUUUGAAAACAACUGUAAAUCUUAAGAUAAAACAAACGUAACGGGAAACUGGUAAUUUGUCUUAAAUUAAAUAAAUAUAUAAAUAAAUAAAAAAAAAUAUAUAUGUAUAUGUCUGUAGCUGUAGCUGUAAAUUACAAAGUAAAAGUCUUAACUAGAACAUGGAAUGCAAACGACGAAUACUGUACUGCUGCUUGUAAUCAUUUGUAAUUAAUUAAAAGUAAAAUAUUAAAAUUAAAUAAAAAUAUCCGAAAAUAAAAAAACUUGAGGAAAAGCAAAAAAAAAACACAAUUCAAUUGCUUAAGCUACAAACACAUAUAUACAUACAAACAUACAGACAUAUAUACAUAUAAAAAUAAAUAAAUGUUUACUUGCAAUUUAUGUGUUUAUGUUUAAAUUACCUUUUUAAAUUUAUAUAAUUAAAAAUGAUCUAAAUAUGCUUAUCACUACUAUUAUUAUUAUUAUGAUAAUUAUUAAUCUAAAUAUAAUUAUACAUAUAUAUUAAUAUGUUUAUUAUGAAUAUUGUAAUUGUUUGUGAACAGCAUUGCUUAAAGAAAUUGUUAAAUAGUUUUAGUUCUUAAAGACAAAACAAAUACAAAAAAGGCGAAACGAUAACUAAAUAAAACCUAUAAAUAACUGCUACAACAACAAAAA
Messenger RNA from Bactrocera oleae (olive fruit fly), 8908 nucleotides. RefSeq lists its product as uncharacterized. Gene Ontology annotation, biological process: Golgi organization; autophagy; COPII vesicle coat assembly. Lineage: Eukaryota; Metazoa; Arthropoda; Insecta; Diptera; Tephritidae. Gene Ontology annotation, cellular component: endoplasmic reticulum exit site; ER to Golgi transport vesicle membrane. The record is from RefSeq and is a predicted model, not a curated record.